Messenger RNA from Camellia sinensis, 294 nucleotides. The record is from RefSeq and is a predicted model, not a curated record. Lineage: Eukaryota; Viridiplantae; Streptophyta; Magnoliopsida; Ericales; Theaceae.
AUGGCUUCUUCGUCUGUUCCAUCUUCAUCUCGACCUCAAUACACAUAUGAUGUGUCUGUUCCAGCUUCAUCUCGACCUCAAUACACAUAUGAUGUGUUCUUGAGCUUUAGAGGCGAAGACACCCGUGAUAACUUCGUCAGUCAUCUUUACACUGCGUUGGCUCAGAAGGGGAUUCACACCUUCAAAGAUGAUGAAAAGCUCGCGAGAGGAAAAGCGAUUUCGCCCGAGCUCCGAAGGACUAUUCGAGAAUCGAGGUUUUUAAUCGUGGUUUUAUCGAAGAAUUACGCUUCUUAG